AUGUUCUCCUCCAUCGCAUCACUUGCGAUACUCCUCACAAGCUCCCUACUCAUCCCAACCCGAGCAUGUGCACCUCCAGUCAACGCCUCGGAUGCCUUUCGAAUCGGACAAGAUGGGCCAGCAGACGUCGCUACAUUGGGCUACAGCCUCAACCACUUCUCCCUCCUCGUCAACGACAUAGAUGCCUCGAUGCAUUUCUACAACAAGAUCCUCGGCAUGCGCCACGUCUUCACCUUCCAGGCGACACCUGAAUACUCAAUCCACUAUCUCAGCUUCAGCCAAGGCGGCAGUAAUGGAACGGGCUACCAGACAGGCGAAGCGCUGUUGGCACAAAAGUCAAACACAAUGGGCCAGCUGGAGUUGAUCUACAGGAAGAAUUGUAACAGCUCUGAUCAUUCGGCAAUACCAGCGACAACGCAAUACGUCAACACCUUUUCCCACGUGGGAUUGAUCGUACCAGACAUCCGGAGUUUCCAGAGGAGGAUGGAGAAGUUCAAGGUGCCAAUCUUGAAGAAGACCGGCGAGACGAGCUUUGACGAUGAGGUGCGUGGAGCAAGAGCUUUUGGGUUUGGGAGCGACAUUCAGGCGGGGAGAAUGACGGUGAUGGCUCUUACGGCGAUCGGAUUCGAAAAGUUCGCUAUCGUUGUGGAUCCUGAUGGCAAUACGGUGGAAGUUCAGCCAGAGCAGGUGUGA
Zasmidium cellare ATCC 36951 is the source of this 693-nucleotide messenger RNA. RefSeq lists its product as uncharacterized. Lineage: Eukaryota; Fungi; Ascomycota; Dothideomycetes; Mycosphaerellales; Mycosphaerellaceae. The record is from RefSeq and is a predicted model, not a curated record. The transcript has a single exon. Bases 1 to 693 code for a protein of 230 amino acids.